AUGGCCUGGGCGAUAGAGUUGUCUCAAUAUGACAUUCAAUACGAGCCCCACCAUGCCAUCAAAGUCCAAGCAAUGGUUGACUUCUUGGUAAAGGUGGUCGAUGAACCGCCCGAGGCCUCAAAUACACGUUGCAAGCUCCAUGUUAAUGGAGCAUCCAACCAAGCGUUUAGUGGAAUAGAGUAUAAAGCCAUGAUUGGAGGCUUAAUGCUAGCAAGAGAGAUCGGAGUAGCAAGGCUCGAAGUCAACAGUGACUCCGAGAUGUUUUUCGAUAAGAAGUUUAGAGAGUUUCUAUCAAGCCUUGGUAUCAAGCAAAAAUUCUCCUCUGUGGAGCACCUUCAGAGUAACGGACAAUUAGAGACCGCGAAUAAGGUCAUCUUGAAAGGACUAAAGAAGCGCUUGAAACAGAGAAAAGGCUCGUGGACAGACAAGUUAGCUUUGUUCUUAUGGUCUUACAGGACAACGCCACAAUCUGCUAUCGGGGAGACACCUUUCCGGCUCAUCUACGGUGUAGAUGCCGUAAUCCCUAUCAAGAUAGGAGGAUCCAUCCCAAGGUUGCUGUUAGGAGGAGAUGAUGAGGCGAGUGAAAAAGACCUGAUAGAUGAGACCAGGACAAUGACUCAUUUGUCGGAAGUAGUACUGAACCAGAGGUUGGCACUACGUUAUAAUCACAAGCACAACGACAUCGGUCCGCCGAUCCCAAAGGAAGGGGAACUGUCUCCCAAUUGGAAAGGACCUUACAGAAUGAAAGAAGUACAAAAUAAAGACGCAUACAAGCUGAAAAAACUAGAUGUGGAAAGAAGAUACCUAGGACUUGGAACGCGGCGAACCUCAGGAGAUUCUACUCCUAACACUCAGGCAGACUCCUAA
This is a messenger RNA of Arachis stenosperma, 867 nucleotides long. RefSeq lists its product as uncharacterized. Gene Ontology annotation, molecular function: nucleic acid binding. Lineage: Eukaryota; Viridiplantae; Streptophyta; Magnoliopsida; Fabales; Fabaceae. Gene Ontology annotation, biological process: DNA integration. The coding region runs from base 1 to 867 and encodes 288 amino acids. The transcript has 4 exons. The record is from RefSeq and is a predicted model, not a curated record.